Emericellopsis atlantica is the source of this 294-nucleotide messenger RNA. RefSeq lists its product as uncharacterized. The transcript has a single exon. The record is from RefSeq and is a predicted model, not a curated record. NCBI's taxonomy places the organism in Eukaryota, Fungi, Ascomycota, Sordariomycetes, Hypocreales, Bionectriaceae. The annotation marks the transcript as partial.
CCCUAUAUACUUCCCCUGUCGCGACAUUACGCACACAAAUGACAACGGAUCUUCAAGUUAUUUCGGGCAUUGCUGUUUCUUGGUUGGCCCUAGCUCUGCAUCGAGAGUAUGAACAGUUGCCAACUGCAAUUGUGCACCUGGUCCUGUUGGCAUGGAACGAGAACCACAGCCGUAGGAAAGCUGACGGACUACGAAGACUACAAUUUGAUGACCGUAAUGCACCACCAAGCCCUUUCAAGCAACCGGUCAGGUUGCACUGGCACGGAACGGAACGUGUAGUCAAUAAUAGCAUGG